Molecule: messenger RNA, 1796 nt
Organism: Effrenium voratum
Lineage: Eukaryota; Dinophyceae; Suessiales; Symbiodiniaceae
Source: the annotation of a GenBank genome assembly
UUCUGUUUGCGUGACACCUCGCAAUCGAACUGCCUAGCUCCGCCUGAGCCAAUGUUCCGCGGCGGCCGCUUGGGGGGCAUCCAGGGUGCGGUCAUCCCUCAGCGCUUUCCCACCUUUGAAGCUUCAGAAUCCUCUGCCAGCGGCUUCCGGAACAAGCGGUCUAAGAGCUCCUCAGUGCUUAACGCUGUGGCGAACUCCCCCAAGUGGAUCAAGUUGGAUGGCAUCCAUCAGAGGUAUGUGAAGCGCCCAGAGGCCAACAAGAGGGCCUGGAUCCUCUCCGCACGCGGCAGCCUGUUGAUUGGCUUAGCCAUUGGCCUGCAGUCCCUGCUGAUGGGCUUGGAGAUGGAGCUCGAGCUGCGCUCGCAGAGUCAAGAGCAGACCUGGUUGGCGGGCGGCGCGCUGAGGCAGCAAGGCGGCCUGGCAUUCUACAGCCUCCUGACCAUGGACGCUCUCCUUUUGGUCAUUUUCAGCGCGGAGUAUUUUCUGAAAGGCCGCGCGCUUGGGAUGGCGUACAUGUGCAGCCUUUUGGGAAUCUUAGAUAUGAUCCUUUUGCUGAGUGCUAGCGCCUACCUCACUCUUUCUGUGGCUGAAAUACACAUCAAUGGCGCGCUGCUCGGAUUGGUGCGUGCCGCCCGACUGUUGCGCAUUUUGCGACUUGUGCACUUGCUGCAGAUCCUCCCCGCGCUUGCACUGCUUGUGAAGGGUUUGGUUAGCACUAUGAUCACCAUCAUGGACGCCAUGAUACUGCUGUGCAUUUUGUCGUAUAUUGGCGCCUUGAUAUGCUCCGAGAUCCUUGGGAAUGACAACGAAGUCUUACGCGGAUUCUUCGGCUCGAUUUCGACCAGCUUCCUGACCCACAUCAAGCUAGUGUUGGUUGAGGGCUGGCCACAGAUCGCUGCGGCUAUGUUGGGGGACUCCAACAUGUGGGCCGCUUACCUCUUCGUUUUCAUCUGCCUCAGCAACUUUGCUUUGCUGAACCUGGUUACAGGGGUGGUUUGCGAGCGAGUCAUGGAGCUGGCCCGGCAGCUGCCGCCCCCAUCCGCGGUGGAGAAGGACUUUGAGUUCCAGAUGCUGCGGAGCCGCAUCUGCGAGCUUUACACAGCCCACCGGAAGCCGAAGCGGAACUGGCUGACGGAGGCGGAGACGGCCCGGCUCUUCCAGUCUGCUCUGGCCAGUGAGCUGAUGGACGACAUGAAGGUAGCUCUGCCCUCGCAGAGCAAGCAGCUGCGGAGUUUGCUGGAUGAAGACGGGGACGGGAAAGUGACCUGUGAAGAGCUCCAGGACAGUCUAAUGAAGAUGCGCUGCAGUCGGUUUGACCAGGUCUCCCGUGAGAUGCAGCGCUCAGUUCGCUUAACCGCAGGCUGCGCUUUGCAGCUCUUCGAGCAGACGGGGGCGGAGAUGGCGCAGAAAGUGCGCAGCGAGAUGCAGGCCGCUGGACAGAAGGUGGCGAAGCAUAUGGAGGUGGUGGACACGUGCCUGGUGCAACAGGUGGAAGAGGAGGCCUCGCGCUUGUGGAGGGCCAAGGUGAAACGCCAGCAACGGGACCUCAUGGAGGCGAGCUAUGCUAUGAGGAUGCUGAGCUACAGCGUUGCUGCCUUGCAACGAGAGUGCUCCGAUGCCUUUGUGCCCAGCAUGCCAGCCGUACGUGGGUGUGGUGGGCGUGGUGUGCAUGCUGGCAGCUUGAGGCAGGCAGCGACACAGACGUAAAAACGCAAGGGGCCGAAAAGGCUCCGGCAGAUCGACCUGCGAAGAGCCACCGAAUGGCGUGCUCUUUGCGAUUCAAACACUCUCUGGCG